Messenger RNA from Eruca vesicaria subsp. sativa (arugula), 559 nucleotides. NCBI's taxonomy places the organism in Eukaryota, Viridiplantae, Streptophyta, Magnoliopsida, Brassicales, Brassicaceae. The record is from the annotation of a GenBank genome assembly.
ACCUUCUAAGUACAUUUUUUGACCAAACAAGUAAUAUGGAGGGCAAAACUGUGAUUUUAAGUUUGCUCAUAAUGAGUCUUCUCAUGGCGCAGAAUCAAGUCAAAGCAAAGGUUUGUUGCAUGAGCAAGGCUGGCGUGGAAAAUUAUAUACAAUGCCAUCGUGUUUUGCCAAAUUGUGAAGAAAUGACUAGAUGCCGCACCUUUCGUAAGACAAAUCCAUGUAAAUUUCCAUAUCCAGCUGAGGUUCCUGAAAAGUCUGGUGAUGCUGUCAAUGAAUACUGCAAGUUGGGGUGUGCAUCCUCUGUGUGCGGUGCUUUAACCACUCUCAAGAACUCCGAAGAAAGUGAAAUUGUGGAUGGAGCGGUUGUACAAUGCACCAACGCAUGUGCUAAUUUAUGCACCAAGGGCUCGGCUGAUGCAGUUGAAACUGCUUAAGAAAUAUAUCCAGGAUCUAUGUAUUAUUUUAUGUGUUGUUUGUUGGUGUAUGUGAAAAAUUGCUAGACUCUUGUGCUAUUUCCUGAUUUCUAUGUUGCGCAGAAGGUCAUCGACCCCUUCUAAUA